UCUACAAACAAUGAAAUAAGCCCUAAUUUUGAUUCUUGAUUUUUGGGUAACGGCUAUUCCAAAAACCUCGUAGAGGCUUUGUUAUUAUUAACUUCAACGGUUUUUGGCGGGAAAACCGAUAAUUCUUUAAACUAUUCAGCUAAUAAUAUAACUCAAUUCUAAGGCCAGAAACACCUGCUGAAUAUUAACAGCAUUUCAUAGACAAGCUCCUUUGAAAGACGGUUUUUGUGGAAGAAACUAGAAGUUUAAAUCACACUUAUUGAAGCAAUUUUAGCGUAAAAUUGUAUUAUAAUUAGUCAUGGCUUCGAGUUUGGAUAUUUGGAGUGUUUCUUUAGAGAUAUAUUCGUGUAUCGGUUGAGAAAAUCUUUAGUAUAAUCUUCAUUUAAACGUCUCUAGCCGUUUCGUCUCCGCGAUGAAAUAACAAGAAACACCGCCAAGUUCAGACGAUGAAUUGCCUCUCAGUACAUUGGAUUAUUCUCUUUUGCUUCUCUAUCUCGUUUUGGGGGAUCUUUGGUGAAGAUAUCAUCAGUCAGUCUGAAAUAGUGCAGAAGUUGGAGGACGUGCUGUUUGAGAGUUACAACCGUGAUGUACUGCCGAAAGAAACCUUGGAACAGGGUGUUAAAGUUAAACUUGACUUGGCCUUAAAUCAGAUUAUAGAUGUGAAUAAAAGAGCACAGACCAUGAAGGCAGUUGUCUGGAUUCGGCAGUAUUGGAAAGACUCUCGACUGCAGUGGAACGCUGCUGAAUACCAGAAUAUCAGCACUAUUGUAACCGAGGCAUCGCGGAUAUGGUUACCAGAUAUUACUCUUUACAACAACGCUCGAGAUGACUACAAGAUGGAGAAGGAAACUGGUCAUAGUUUGUCUAUAUCAUCAGACGGCGAGAUUUCUCGCUUCUUCCCAACAAUCUACAAGAGCUCGUGCAAGAUGAACGUUAGACACUUUCCAUUUGAUGAUCAGACCUGUAUUCUAAAGUUCGGAUCCUGGUCCUACGACAUCUAUGACGUCAACCUCACAAAUGUCGGAGAUGGUGACGUCAACUCCUUCAUACUCAACGGUGAAUGGAUCCUACAGAGUAUGCCUGCAAAGAGACACGAAACCAAAUUCAGGUGCUGUCCGAAUUCAUAUGUCUACGUGCUUUACUACAUCCAUAUCCGUAGAAGAUCCUUGUAUUACCUUAUUAACUGCUUCACGCCGUGUUUAAUCAUGAUUGGUUUGACGUUACUUGGUUUUUAUUUGCCGUCUGAGUCUGGUGAGCGAAUGGGUGUUGGGAUAACUGUGUUAUUGUCCUUGAGUAUCGUCCAGCUGAUGUUAUCAGAUUCUUUGCCUCCGAACGAAGAAGUACCACUUAUAGUCAGGUAUUAUGGAUUGACAAUGUUCAAUGUGUUUCUGUCGUUGGUUUUCACGUGUAUUGUGCUAAAGAUUUAUCAUUCUGAUGGAGAGCCGCUCUCGGGUUGGCUCAGGACGGUAUUGUGUGAGUGGGGAGCUUGGCUCGUGAGGCAUCAAGAAGAAUGGAAACAACUGCAGGAGAAGAGACGACUAUUAGAACUAAACAACGAGAAAAUUAUUCACGAAGAAAACUUGAGCAACGCAGUAGAAUUAGCUUUACCUUCAAAAUACAGCGAAGUAACUUGGACCCCUAAUGGAGAUGCUAACAGUGCAAGUACAACAGCAGAAAAUAUCUCGCACAAAAUCCUUCCUGGAAAAGACAUUCCUCACUCGUCUAAAAGGUUUGAAAAGUUUCUUUUUAACCAGCAAAACAAUGGAAGAAUUGAGGAACUUUUGAAGGAUGAGUGGAGGUUUGCUUCCAAAGUCUUGAACAUUCUAUUCAAAUGGACAAUAGGUAUGUCUGUUGUAGUCCAUUCUGUGGUUGUGUUCGCGGACGCACCGUUGGAUAAUCUUUUUGAUUGGCUUCCACAAUAGCACAACCAAAUUCAGUAUAGGCCUUUGCCCUUGGCGUACGUAUUUUUUGCAUUUCAGACCACGUGUCAAUAUCUUUCUUCGUGUGAGUUGUGUCCAUUUUCAUGUGACUGUCUUAUCAUGUACAUCCGUUAAACAAAGAAAUGAUACUCUAGGGAAUGACCUGUGGUCUGAAAUGAGAAAAAAAUCCCACCCAGCUAAAGGAGUAUUUUGCAGGCCCUUAGGUCAUAUCUUAUUUUGAAGGCAUACACCGUAUAGUCAGUCCCCUAUAAUAGCGUUGUUGUACAAAUAGCUUUGGGUAUCAGAAUUAUAUCUCGCGAGAGGUGGAUAUAGAUUAAAUAUAACACAGAUGAGGAUGAAUAGCUCUGACAGCAGAGCAGAUUAUAUUGUUGCAUAGGAAUUCGCGUUAAACAGACUAUAACCAUGAUUAUAUCAGAUCAGGGUGGCUGAAAAAAAAGAAGAAAAAAAACAAGGGAUAAAAAUUAACCCAAAUAAUUCAGUUUAGAAAAUUGUGUGGUUUGUAAGAAUAUAUAAAGUUUACUGUCAUGAGCAGAAUAUAAAUCAAAAUUGAUAGAAAGUAGUGGCAAUUAACUGGUGCAGCAGUUUGCAAACUGUGAAACAUGUUUUAUGACAAAUGAAAGCAUAAUAGAAAAAAUAUAUAACUAACUUAC
Messenger RNA from Actinia tenebrosa (Australian red waratah sea anemone), 2590 nucleotides. RefSeq names its product neuronal acetylcholine receptor subunit alpha-7. NCBI's taxonomy places the organism in Eukaryota, Metazoa, Cnidaria, Anthozoa, Actiniaria, Actiniidae. Gene Ontology annotation, molecular function: extracellular ligand-gated monoatomic ion channel activity; transmembrane signaling receptor activity. Gene Ontology annotation, biological process: monoatomic ion transmembrane transport. Gene Ontology annotation, cellular component: membrane. The record is from RefSeq and is a predicted model, not a curated record.